Messenger RNA from Amoebophrya sp. A25, 3072 nucleotides. The record is from the annotation of a GenBank genome assembly. Lineage: Eukaryota; Dinophyceae; Syndiniales; Amoebophryaceae.
CUCCAGUGUUAACUUGUUUGCGUUUUUUAACGACCUUGUUUCGACUACUUUUCUAGAAAAUUUCGAGUAGUUCAUCUACUUAGAUCUACUCAUAAUUGCGAUACUAGUUGUACUGUUGUUUGGGUUGUUGACAGUCAACUUGUUAUACCUCAGAAUCUUCCGCCUGUUGUCGUAAAUAGUAAUCCAUCGUACCAGUAUCCAUAUCCUUGUCCAAUCCUCAAUUUCCUCCUCUUAAUUUCGAACAUUCAGCACCAAAGAAAGAUGAGCGCCGUUCAGCACAGCUACAACUCUUCGUCCUUCCUGCUCCACCAAGCAGUUGCCCUGCCGGUCAUCGCAGGCGUCGUCCUAGGACUCAUUCUCUUCGCUCUGGAGCCUGUUUGGGUCACAGCGGGACGUCCGAUUCCGAAUGCCGAUCCAACGAUCGCUGUUCUCUUCGUCGCGAUCACCGCCUUGUUCCUAUUGCUUCGUUUAGCCUUCGCAUGGCAGAUCCAGGAACGCAAAUUGGAACAAUCUAGAGCGGCAGCAGCUCACUUUCGACAAGCAGCAUUGGAGGUCGUAGGCGACGUAGCAGGGACGUCGAAUUUGGUUUCGGAGGGACGAAAGCGUUCUUUGCAUAUCCUCCUAUCCUUCGCGGCCUAUUCUUUUGACCCUACCAAGGAUCGAAGGGACAAUGCAGUCAGAAAUUAUUUGGCUGGAACCUUCGGAGACAAUGACAAACACAAAAGUGGAGGCGGAUCCUAUCCCUCCUUGCAAGUCUUGACUCAACGCGUCUUGUCCUUACCGUCAGCAGAGCAGUUGGCGCUUUUGUUGAGAAUGACGCUGUCGACUCUGGGAUCUUCUAGAAGUAACUCGGCUGCGAUGCCAGUAGUGGUGGAAUCCGAACUAAGACAAGGCGUUGCAAAACUUUGCAUGGUUCUGAGCGAUGAUCAUAUUGUAGUUUUUGCGCCACGAGCAGAACCAGGAGCACCUCCAAGCGCGAAUCAACUACAACAGGUGGUGGGAGGAGCGCCAGCUGUGGGCGCGGGUGGUGAUUUUAGUAACCUUAACAACAAUAAUGCAACACCAAAUAGUCUAAAAAAUUCUUCUGGUUCCGAGCCGUUCGGAACUACAGCCGUCGACGAUUACAACAAUUUAAGGCUCAGUACUACCUCUGCAUCGUCGAUAAAAAUGCUUUUCGGAGGUGGACGAGGUGGACAGACACCGAGCACUUCAACAACUACUGCAGCUUCAACUUCUUCCAAUCCAUCUUCGUCCUCUUCGACUGGAGAAGCUAUGAAUCGAAGUAUGUUCUACGAUAUGGUGUCCGUUUUUUCCAACAUCGCUUGCAUUCUAUCUGCUUUGGGAGGUUCUUUUGCCGUUGUUUCCUUCACAUCAAAUGGCUGGAUCGUGUUGCUGCUUUUGGUCCUGCUCUUUGUAUUGCUAGGUGGUUUGAGGCACAUGUGCGAAGCCAGUGAGCGCGGGUUGUAUGCGUCAUCUGCUCAAACUGGCUCAAGGCACCGAGUUUUGUUUGAGUCGGUGCUGGUUGGUGCGAUGCAAAGCGAAGAGUUGUUCCUGGGGCUACUGCUUCAACAAGAUCAUGCUAGAAGUAAAAAUGGUAUGCAGCAAGAAGGCAGAGCAAGAGGAGGAGGACAAGGGCAACAAGGACCGCAACGACAGCAGGGAAACAAACAGCGGCUGGUCGUUGCAGCCACUUCAGCUCCUCAAUAUCAACCAGACCACGCUGUAGAAUCCACGACAACAACGCAGCAUAGCAGCUAUGGUUCCCCUUAUCAAGGAGGUCAGGAUGUAGUGGCGGGAUCGCAACACCAACAGCAAACACCAAGAGCUCCGAGUUCGCUUGUGGAUCGAGCAGUUCGUGUGGAUAAUGAAAAGCAUGCUUCUCCUUCUCCUGCUGGAAUAAAAAGCAUGGCUCCUCUGCACUCAUCGUUACCUCCACGUAAUCAUCUGCAUCAAUUUCAAGAAGGUGAGUCCAUGGAACAACCAGCACCAAGAGUACAACGAGAAGGAGCACAGGUUGUGGCACAAGAGCGAGCAGAAGAUGAUGGGCAAGGUGUAGUAGGUGUAGCAGCUCCUUCACCUACGAAGAUUUCUUCAUCAGUUAUAGCCACUUCUAGAACAUCUUAUGCAGCUUAUCCACCUUAUCAUGAGGAGGACAAGGACCAGCACCCUAAUACAACUAAUUUUUCUAGCAGCACUAAGCCGAGGACUAAGAGAAUCGAACAGGACACUAGUUUAGCCUAUUCUCCACCUGUGCGGACAAGUUCCAGCUCUGCACCGAACUCGCCAAGAGGUCGGACGACACCGCUAAGACGAAGCUCUGUUGGAACUAAUGAAGAAAAUAUUGCUCUUACAACGACCAGAACAACGAACGCUGGCACUGGCGCUAGUGGUCCUCGCGUAAGUGAAACUCCACCGACAUUUCUUGUUACAUCAUCGACAGGAUCUGGAACCGCAUCAAUAUCGAAGAACAAUAGUCCUACUCGCGCCAGUGUUUCUACUCCUCGAAUUAAGGCUGUACCUAAUACAUCUUUGGACGUAUCCUUGAAACGUAUGGAGCAGUAUCCUAAGGGAAUACUCCCCCAUACGUUUCAAGGAUGCACUUGAAUAAAGACGAAUUACGGACAGCUCUAAUCGAAUGAGCAAGCCUACUGCGGUGAUUGCAACGGACGCGCGAUUUGGCAUACCGCAAGAAAAGUUAGAAGAAGUUCCGGAGUUGCAAGCUGCAGGAGCUCUUGUUAUAGAAGCAGCGGCACCUCCUGCUGGAGGAGAUGAUAAAAAUGUACACAAGCACAAGCAUGCAGAACAUGAACAUUAUUCGGUAAGAAAUAGUGCUUUCGAUGUCUUGAUGGAAGAAGCUUCUGAUGACGAUUGUUAAUGACAAAAAAUUUAUCGAUUGUUGAUCUUGAAGAUAUCAAAUGUUUUUAAUGUUUUAAACUUCUUGACAGAGAGGAGUGAUGAGAGUGACACUACAGAUACAACUGUGUCUCUCCGCCGAAAUAAACGAUACUAGAUGAAUACAUAUGCUAAUAACGAACACAGAUUCAGAUGCAAACUGUAGAGUGGAGAUACAUG